Cryptotermes secundus is the source of this 2278-nucleotide messenger RNA. RefSeq lists its product as uncharacterized. The transcript has 4 exons. Bases 719 to 1798 code for a protein of 359 amino acids. The record is from RefSeq and is a predicted model, not a curated record. Lineage: Eukaryota; Metazoa; Arthropoda; Insecta; Blattodea; Kalotermitidae.
CUAGCAUUUCCUGUCCCCUCAACUCGCUGACCUUCAUCACAAUUCCAAGUCUCUUUGUCCUGAAGCCUUGCAUUUCACUUCUCAUUUCAAUCAAAUAUGCUUAUCGCAGCAUUGCCAAAUCUACAAUCAAGAAAAUGAAUUGUUGCUAUAAAAUAUACGCCUUGAAAUGGUCUUCAGAGUCAGUUUUCGGUUAUAUUGUUAACUGAACUUCCGGCCACAUUCACGCAUGCGCAGCAAAGACGAACUGUUUCAUUGGUUCUUCAGAGUCAAUAUUUCUUUCUUAUUUGCUUAAAAAAAGCUAUCCGUGUUUGAACCAUUGAGUGAUUCAGUUAAAGAGAGAGCAUAUUACAUUAGUGAAUUUAAUAAAGAAGGCCUAUGCACCCGAAGGAAACAGAACAAGGAGAACACAUUGUUGAAUGCUGAGUCAUGACAGGUCUGCUGUUCACAGGAAUGACCACGCUUUGGUUGGUGCGCUUUGCAAAUCGAUAUCAGGAGAGUAGCACGUCGAAUUGAUGGUGACAACUUCAGCGAUGCUUAUUACUGAAACGCAGAAUGAAAGAGAUGACCCUCUCUUUCUCUAAUUGCUGAAUAUGACACCGUGACAGAAGUGUCUUGAAGGCAGCAGAGAGUGAAGACAUUGUUAUCUAGUUACAUAAGCAAAGUCACGCAUUUGUACGGAUCUAGGGGACACUCAGUUCACAGCUGUGACUACAAGACAAUGGAGUUCUCCGGGUUUUCCUUCUGUGUGUCCUUUAUGCUGAUUGCUUUCUCCGCUGUAGCCAAGGCAAUUCAAGUGAGUCCGAAGGUGGACUUCGGUGACACCUCUCCUGGGAUCAACCCAGAUGACAUCAAGGUCUUCAUAGAGAAAGAAAAAACCAGUGUCAAUCCCGGAGUGGUGAAAGCUGUCCUGGAAGUGAAAGUGGGAGAGAGUAUCGUCACCGAUAAGUAUCCAGCCAAGUCUGAUAAGAAAGAACAUAAAAAUACUACGAAAACAAAUAUUCUAAUAUGUAGCUUGGAAGGUGAUUGCAAACUUCAUGAAUUCAAUACAGAUUUAAGUGAAGAUGAUGAAAAGGAAGGUGACACAAAGGAACUCAAACCAAUCAUUGUAACAGAUUUUGAUGAAGAUCCUUUGAAAGGUAAUAAUGACGAUGAUGACCAUAAUGAUGGUAAGAAAAAUCCUAAUAUUCCUGUGAUUGUGGGAUACAGAGGUGCCGUUAAGGACGAUGGUUUCUAUUACACAGGGCACAGCAACGGACAAGGAAUCGACAGACUUCCAACGUAUUAUGGAACGACGUUAAGGCCAGGGUUUCACCAGCCCUACCCAGGUCCAAACAUUUACGGAGAGGUGCCACGUCCACCUCCGCCCCCGCGUCCGGGCUUCAAUUACGGUUCGUAUCACCCUACUUAUCCGCAUCACGAUUUGCGCUGUGUUUACCGUCACUAUGAGGGACAACGUUACCCGAUCUCUGAUAUCCCCGGUUACACAGGAGUCAGACCGUACGGCCACACUUCUUUUCCAGGUUAUGGUCCCAGAACACCGUCUCCGUAUGGACACUUACAUCCUACUAGGAAACCGGGCAGUUUCCACGCCAUAAUCACGCCGCUUGGAAGAGGGAACGGUGUCGGUGGCUUGGACACACCGACGGUACGAGGAAUUGUUGCUGUCCAUGGGAAAGUGGACUUUGAUGAAGAUGACAUAAAUGUUGGGGUGAUCGGUCCCUUGUACCCCAGCUCCGGAAAUGGCAACGUUAAAGUUGACGGGAAGCUUGGGGAACCGCUACACAAAUCCGAUCCAUAACACAAUAAAUAUAUCAUUGAUCAGUACAUAAAUACAUUUGUGUACACAGACACGUAUGGAGGGGGAAGCCUUGAUUCGGACGUGUGGAAUUCAUGCAAAGUUUGACGUUUUCAUGGCGAUGAAGAUUUAUAUUAGUUUUCAGAGUUAUAAUGUCGGAUGGUGUGUUAACUGCAUACCAACGUUUCGGAGGAAGAUACUGUCGGCAUGUUCACGGCAUAUCUUCUACAAAGAAGUUGUAAUCAAUAUAUUCCUCUGAAACGUUGAUGCUUGCCGGAUCUAAUCCUUUGAAAACACGCACAACUAUAAUAGUCUGUGCUGUGAAUGUUACUACAUUAUCCUCAACUGAACACAUGAAUUAAAUUCAGAGUAAUUAUAAACUUGCUCAAGAACUUCAAAUGUAUUUUUAGUAAGAUCUGUGGUUUUCACGGCAUUCUUCAGAUUUUUAGUAGAUUUUAUUAAAACCGUAAGUGUGAGCCAAUA